Oldenlandia corymbosa var. corymbosa is the source of this 1074-nucleotide messenger RNA. The record is from the annotation of a GenBank genome assembly. NCBI's taxonomy places the organism in Eukaryota, Viridiplantae, Streptophyta, Magnoliopsida, Gentianales, Rubiaceae.
AUGGAGUACUUGUGGGCUCAAUUUCGAAAAAUAGGGUUUAAGGGUGAAUUCUCAUUGGGAAUGCUUGAUCAUCAGGAUGUCUUGAUUUGUUUUGAUCAAGAAGAUGACUUCCAAUGCUGCUGGAUCAAAGGUCUCUGGAUGUUUGGUAGCCAUAUUAUGAGGGUUUUGAAGUGGACACUGGAAUUCAACCCGAAGCAUGAGUCUUCUAUGGCCCCAGUUUGGGUGGCUUUUGAGGGACUAUCGAUUCACCGCUUUAAUGAGGAUUACAUGCGUAAACUGGCCGGAAUAAUAGGCACGCCUUUGAAGAUUGACGUUCCAACUUUGAACAUGUCGCCUCCCUCGGUUGCAAGGUGCCAAAAAAUUGGGCACUCUGAAUUGGAGUGUCGACAUGUAAAAGGGACAAAAAGUGAUGUUGAAGUUGCACACAGAAAAGCCAGGGUUGCGGAAAAUCAAACUAAAAUAGUUUCUGCUGCGGAGAUUGUCAAGGGGAGAGUUCCAUUAAACAAAACUAAUUGGAAGCAGAAGGAUGUUUCUAACACCAAUACAGAGAAACUGGGUAAAGGAGAAUUAGCUUCGAAAGCAAAGUCAAAUACUCAGGAAAAAGAUAAGGUUCCAUUGAAGUCUGCGGCUGUUGAGGAAAUUGGGAACAAAGCUUCAUCAUCGGGUGUCGCAGUGGCGGAGAAAGAAAGAAUUUUGGUUGAUGUGGUUGAUAACACGCCAAGUAAAACUCUUCCAUCAGCUGACAGAAAGAUCACUAAAGAGCAAUUGAGUACAAUUAUUGAGAAGAAUUCCUCUGAAGAAGAUUGUUGGGAAGUAGAAGUUACAGGUUCAUUAUCGGAUGAAACCCUAGGAAAGCAGCUCACUUUCUAUACUCCGCAGGUGAAUCUCUCUUCACGAUUCGAUGUUCUGGCUGCUAUGGUUGAGGAUCCACCAAACCAGACUGAGAAAGGUGCUGCUAAUACACUGGAGAAUGCGUUGCACAGGGUCGAAGAACCUGAUUCUGAGUGGAGGAACUCCAAGACCAUGAUGCGAUGCGCCUUGCUGUGGGCUUUGAAUUUGCGCAGGAUGAUCUAG